AUGCCGUCGGUGUUAAGCGACGACGAUAAGGAGACUGUCAAGCGCUUUGUACCCAAGCAGACGAACAAGAUUCAGGCUGUAGCUAUCGCCAGGCUAUACGUUGCGUACCCAAAUCCUGGAAAAUGGACCAACACAGGUAUACAGGGUGCUAUUGUCCUAUCGAAUGACCUCGUGGGCAACACGUACUGGCUGAAGAUGGUAGAUAUCUCGUCCGGAAACCGCGGUGUCAUUUGGGAUCAAGAGAUAUUCGACAACUGGAACUACAACCAAGACCGUACCUUCUUCCACAGUUUCGAAAUCGAGGAAUGUCUCGCUGGUCUGUCCUUUGUCGACGAGAAGGAAGCGAAACAGUUCAAAAAGAAGAUGGACGACAGAGAAAAAAACGCAAGCAGAGCUACGAGAUCGACUCCGUUUGGAGGGGCUGCCCAAUCUUCAGGACACAAACACGGCUUGCUUGGAGGUCUCUUCGGCAGCCGACACGCCUCAGCCCCCACCCCUCCAGACUCUCCGCGAUCGCACCUGACCCACGGUCGAAUGCCAUCUCUGGGGGGUGCCAACGGCCACAGCCCCUCGGAAUUCGCUGUUCUUGAUGCUUUCGAUCCUCAAUGGCGGGAAAAUUUUGGAGAAGACCUACGAGACAAGGGUUUGACGGACGACUUCAUCAAGGAGAACCAGGAAUUCAUUGUCGAAUUCUUGAAAGAAGAGCAAGAGAAGCUGAUGGCUGGUGCCCGAAGCCAUGCCCCUCCCCCCCCUCCUCCCCCUCCAGCAUCUUAUUCGAAUGGCAUCGAACCUCGGAACUCGCGCGCCCCUCCGCCGCCGCCGCCUUCAGGUGGAGGGCAUUCGGACAGUCCACGGGUACCGCCCCCUCCGCCUGCACCCAGACGUGGCGCUGCACCUGCUCCUCCACCAGCUAGGAGAUCCGGCAAAACAGAGCCUCCCGCUGUCAACCGAGAACCAACACCCCCGAGCGAGCCUGCUGCACCGGAGGCUCCAAAGAACCGAUUCGCUGUGCCGCCGCCGUUACCAGAUGCCGGCAAGCUUGCCCAUUCCCUGGGGGGGUCGAUCAACUCUAUUCGCGGGUCCGCAAAUUCCGGGCCGCCUCCCCCACCUCGACCGCCGAAAACGCCUAUGCAAGAGGAGGAGAGGCCUGCUGGUCACCGUUUUGGAGUACCGCCGGCCUUCUCCGGAUCUCGUCAGCCCCCACCCACCCCGAGCCGGGGGUCUGUUCCGCCGCCGCCUCCUCCCCGUGCAGAUGUUGGCCCCCCGCUCCCCCCGAAAGGUCCAGCAUCCGAGGCGCCUCCGUUGCCGCCACCAUCUUCACGACCUGUGCCGCCGCCUCCCGCAGCUGGCAAUCCUCCGCCUCCGCCUCCGUUACCGUCAUCGAGUGCUCCCCCGCCACCUCCUCUACCCAGCUCUCCGCCGCCGUUGCCGUCAUCGAACGCUCCUCCAGCACCCCCUCCAGCACCUCCUUUACCGCCAUCGUCCAACGCACCCCCAGCCCCACCUCCACCGCCUCCCGGAAUGGGCAUUCCUCCCCCGCCACCUCCUCCACCCCCAGGUGCCUUGGGCGGUCCGCCCCCCCCUCCUCCCAUGCCCAACAGAGACUCUGGCUACUCAUCGAGCGUCCCGGUGCCUGCUCCAGAUUCUUCGCGCUCGGCCGUACUAGGCGACAUUCAGAAGGCUGGCGGUAUCAAAGCUUUGAAGAAGGUUGAUAGAAGCCAAAUUCGUGACAGAAGUGCCGCGACCGUUGGUGGCAGCAGCGACACGGGGCCGCAUGGUAGUGGCUUGCCUCCCAGUGGCGUCGCUCCGGGUGGUGGUGGUGACAUGGCCAACGCACUGGCCGCUGCAUUGCAAAAGAGAAAGGAGAAGGUCAGCAGAAGCGAUGACGAACGAAGUGACAACGACGACUGGUAA
Messenger RNA from Colletotrichum graminicola M1.001, 1914 nucleotides. RefSeq names its product WH1 domain-containing protein. The coding region runs from base 1 to 1914 and encodes 637 amino acids. The record is from RefSeq and is a predicted model, not a curated record. The transcript is spliced from 3 exons. NCBI's taxonomy places the organism in Eukaryota, Fungi, Ascomycota, Sordariomycetes, Glomerellales, Glomerellaceae. Gene Ontology annotation, molecular function: actin binding.